Messenger RNA from Anolis carolinensis (green anole), 3033 nucleotides. RefSeq names its product unc-45 myosin chaperone B (gene unc45b). Lineage: Eukaryota; Metazoa; Chordata; Lepidosauria; Squamata; Anolidae. Gene Ontology annotation, cellular component: cytoplasm. The coding region runs from base 129 to 2921 and encodes 930 amino acids. The transcript is spliced from 20 exons. The record is from RefSeq and is a predicted model, not a curated record. Gene Ontology annotation, molecular function: Hsp90 protein binding.
UAUAUAUAUAUAAUCACACACGACGAGAUAGAAAGAGUCUAGCGGGUUCUCUUUGCAGACUGUAUUAGACUUACUGAUCGAUCCGCCCAAAGGAAACUCUUCCAGGACUCGGAACGAAAACGCAGAAGAUGGAGGACCCGUUGCAGCUGAAGGAGGAAGGCAACGGGCACUUUGCCUCGGGCGACGUGGAGAGCGCCCUCCGCUGCUACUCGCAGGCGCUCAAGCGCGGGCCCGAUCCCGCCCUCCGGGGCCUCCUCUUCCGCAACCGGGCCGCCUGCUUCCUCAAAAAGGAGAACUACGUCCAAGCGGCGUCCGAUGCGUCCCGAGCGCUGGACGUGGACCCCUCGGACCUGAAGGCGCUCUUCCGCCGGAGCCAGGCGCUGGAGCACUUGGGCAAGCUGGACCAGGCCUUCAAGGACCUCCAGCGCUGCGCCGCCAUCCAGCCACGCAACACGGCCUUCCAGGAGAACCUGCGACGACUCGGGAGCAACAUCCAGGAGAAGUUGCGGAUCCAGUUCUCCACCGACGCCCGGGUCCAGAAAAUGUUUGAGAUCCUUCUGGACGAGAACAGCGAGAAGGAGAAGCGGGAGAAGGCGGCGAACAACCUGGUUGUCCUGGGCCGGGAGGACGCGGGGGCGGAAAGAAUAUUCCAGAACAACGGCCUGCAUCUGUUGCUGAAGCUGAUCGAGACCAAACACCCGGAGAUGAUCCUGGCGGCCGUGCGGACGCUCUCGGGGAUGUGCUGCGGACACAAGGCCCGGGCCACGGCGGUCCUCCACGGACUCGGGAUCGACCAGAUCUGCCUCUGGAUGUCCAUCGACCACGAGGAGAUCUCCUUGGCGGUGGCCAACCUCCUGCAGGCCAUCAUCGACUCCCUCACCGGGGGCGGCAAGAGGGACGACCACGGCAAGGAGGGCGCCCUCGUCCUGGACCCCAAGAAGGACCUGCGGGCCGUGACGGUCCACCUCCUGGACCUGCUGCCCAGCAAGAAGGUCUCCGGGCGAGGCCGCGACCGGGCCCUCAACCUGCUCAACAAGAACGUCCCCCGCGAGGACCAGAGGGACCACGACAACAGCCGCAGCCUCUUCGUCAUCGACCACGGCCUCAAAAAGAUCCUGAAGGUGGCCGGUCAGAUCCCCGACUUGCCCGACUGCCUCCCGCUGACCGAGAACACCCAGCUGAUGGCCUCGGUCCUCCUCAACCGGCUCUACGACGACCUGCGCUCCGACCCGGAAAGGGACAACUUCCGCCUGAUCUGUGAGGAUUACAUCAAGGGCAAGAUCGACCCGCAGGACAUGGACAAGACCCUCCACGCCAUCCAGACGGUCUCGGGCGUCCUGCAGGGGCCCUUCGACCUGGGCAACAAGCUUCUGGGCAUGAAGGGGGUGAUGGAGAUGAUGGUGGCGCUGUGUGGCUCGGAGCGGGAGGUGGACCAGCUGGUGGCCGUGGAGGCCCUCAUCCACGCGUGCACCAAGCUCAGCCGGGCCACCUUCGUCAUCACCAACGGCAUCUCCCUCCUCAAGGACAUCUACAAGAAGACCCAGAACGAGAAGAUCAAGAUCCGGGCCCUGGUGGGCCUUUGCAAGCUGGGAUCCGCCGGCGGGACCGACUACGGACUCCGGCAGUUCGCAGAAGGCUCGACGGAGAAGCUGGCCCGGCAGUGCCGGAAGUGGCUGUGCAACCCGGCCAUCGACACCCGGACCCGGAAGUGGGCCAUCGAGGGCCUGGCCUACCUGACCCUGGACGCCGACGUCAAGGACGACUUCGUGGAGGACGAGCCCGCCUUGCAAGCCAUGUUCGAACUCGCCAAGUCCACCGACAAGACCAUCCUCUACUCGGUGGCCACCGUCCUGGUCAAUUGCACCAACAGCUACGAUGUCAAGGAGAUCAUCCCCGAACUGGUCCAACUGGCCAAGUUUUCCAAGCAGCAUGUCCCGGAAGAGCAUCCCAAGGACAAGAAGGACUUUGUGGUCCAGCGGGUCAAGCGGCUGCUCAAGGCCGGCGUGACCUCGGCCCUGGUCUGCAUGGUCAAGGCCGACAGCGCCAUCCUCACCGACCAGACCAAAGAGCUCUUGGCCAGAGUCUUCCUCGCCCUCUGUGAGGACACCAAGGACCGGGGCGCCAUCGUGGCGCAAGGAGGCGGGAAGGCCCUGAUCCCGCUGGCGCUGGAGGGCACCGAGGCCGGCAAGGUCAAGGCCUCCCACGCUCUGGCCAAGAUGGCCGCCGUCUCCAACCCGGACAUCGCCUUCCCCGGCGAGCGGGUCUACGAGGUGGUGCGGCCACUGGUCAGCCUCCUCAACACCGAGAGGGACGGGCUCCAGAACUACGAGGCCCUCCUGGCCCUCACCAACUUCUCCGGGAGGAGCGACAAGCUCAGGGCCAAGAUCGUGAAGGAGAAGGCCCUCCCGGACAUCGAGAACUACAUGUUCGAGAACCACGACCAGCUCCGGCAGGCGGCCACCGAAUGCAUGUGCAACAUGGUGGUCAACAAAGAGGUGCAGGAGCGCUUCCUGGCCGAAGGCAAUGACCGUUUGAAGCUGCUGGUCCUCCUCUGCGGGGAAGACGACCCCCGGGUCCAGAACGCGGCGGCCGGAGCCCUGGCCAUGCUGACCGCCGCCGACAAGCGCUUCUGCCACAAGCUCACCCAAGUGACGACGCAGUGGCUGGAGAUCCUGCAGCGGCUGUGCCUGCACGACCGGGCGGAGGUGCAGCAGCGGGGCCUGGUGGUGGUGCACAACCUGAUGCAGGCGGACGCGGGCCUGGCCAAGACGCUGAUGGGCAGCGAGAUGCUGGAGAUCCUGACCGUCAUCGGGAAGCAGGAGGACGAGCCCCGCGCGCAGACCCUCCUGGACCUGGCCCGGGCCUCGCUGGUCAAGGCCAUGGACUAUGGCCUCAUCAAGCCCACCGCCCCCCGCUCAUAGGCCCCCUUCCCCAACACCUCCCUUCCGCCGGGCUUGCACAUUGACCGUUUGAAAGAGUUACGCAAUACAUUGAUGUAUUAUUAGGAUUAUUAUUAGAGUCAUAAAAUUGGAA